GUCGUGCUCAUUCGUUAUCGGGGACCGGCGGAUACGGUCGCGUGCAGUGCGGGGGGCGUGCUUUGGGUGUUUUAUUUUUCAUCCCAAACUGCGAUGAUCCGAGAGUUGAAUUAAGUUGCCGUCGCCGAAUACACCGCCUGCCAUGGACGCCUUUUGUGGAUCCACGUUCUGGGAUACGGAGCUGUCUUGGAACAGCGAAAGCCCAGACCUGACGCCAUGUUUCCAAGAGACGGCCAUGUUGUGGGCUCCCUGCGUGCUCCUGUGGGUGGCGAUGCCCUUCGAGCUGUCCAGUUACAAGAUGAGCAGGUUCAAGAUGCUGCCCUGGACGUUCCUCAACUUGCUCAAAGUGGUGCUGCUUUGUAUCCUUGUUCUUAUUUCGGCCGUCGAAGUCACGCAUGCAAUGCUUCUGUACGGAGAAGGCACCACGGUCUUUCCUGUCGACUACUACUCCCCACUUCUGCGUCUGGUCACAUUCAUUCUAGCACUGGUGCUGGUUAUCAUUGGUCGUAGACAGGGCAUCCACACCUCCGGAUCGCUCUUCUUGUUCUGGCUUCUCAUGUCCCUCACUGGAGGAGUUCGCUACCGCUCCCUCAUCAUGCAGGUUUUUGACGAGGAGCAAGACACCAUCUCCGAUCCACACAUUGGAUUCCGCUUCAUAACGGUCGUCCUCUACUUUCCCAUCUUUUUGGGACAGUUUUUUCUAAGCUGUUUUGCGGAUAAGCUGCCCCCUGAAGACGCCAAGGCAGCUAUGAAAAUCUGUCCCGAAGCGAAGGCGUCCUUCCUGUCGAGGAUACUCUUCUGGUGGUUCAACGGGAUGGCGAUCCUGGGCUUCAUCAGACCCCUGCAAAUGUACCACAUGUGGAACCUGGACAAGCCCAACAAGACGGAGUACAUUGUGGAAAACUUCGACUACCACUUCAACAAAGAAAAACAGAAGCGAGGAGCGGUUCCCAAAAAGAAGCCCGACGCCGACGGCCGUCGUCCUAUCGUGUCCAAGGUGGGCAUCAUGACUCCCCUGCUGCGCACCUUCUGGGCCGAGCUCACUCUGGUAGCCUUUGUCAAGUUCUUCGCCAGCGUCCUCACCUUCGUCAACCCCAUGAUACUCGACCUGCUGAUCGCUUUCGUGAACUCGAACGACCCGCUGUGGCAUGGCCUGCUGUUCGCCUUUACUAUGUUCUUUUCGUCGAUGGUCGAAUCGUUCCUGAACAGCCAGUACGAAUACCGUAUCUUCGUCGUCUCGAUGCGCAUGCGGUCGGCCAUGAUCAGCGCCAUCUACAGAAAGGCCCUGGCCCUGUCGAGCGUGGCGCGCGGCAAGUUCACGACGGGCGAAAUCGUGAACCUGAUGUCCGUGGACACGCAGCGCAUCAUGGACUACAUGCAGGUUUUCAACCUCCUCUGGGUCACUCCGCUCCAGAUCGGUAUUGCCAUCUUCCUGCUCUGGGGACAGCUGGGCGUGGCGACCAUGGGCGGCCUCGCGGUCAUGAUUCUCCUGCUCCCCAUCAACGGCGUCGUCACCGCCUACAUUCGGAAAUACCAGGUGCGACUGAUGAAGCAGAAAGACCGUCGUAUCAAGCUCAUGAAUGAGAUCCUCGGAGGCAUCAAGGUGCUCAAGCUGUACGCCUGGGAGAAGUCCUUCCAGGCUCGCGUCCAAGAAAUUCGAGACCAAGAGAUGAGCUCCCUCAAAGUGCAGGCCUACCUCAGCGCGGCCGUCAUCUUCGCCUUCACAUCGGCUCCUUUCCUGGUGGCCCUGGCAAGUUUCGCAGUCUACGUCCUCAUGGACCCGGCCAACAUUUUGGACGCCAACAAGGCAUUCGUGUCCCUCUCCCUCUUCAACAUCCUCAGGGUUCCCAUGGCCUUCCUUCCGAUGCUCAUCACCUUCACCGCUAUGUUCCUGGUUUCUCUCGGCCGAAUCAACAAAUACCUUCGUUCUGACGAGCUGGAUCCCAACGCCGUUGAGCAUAGCACCAAAGAAGAGGAUCCGCUGGUGAUAAAAGAUGCCAGCUUCGCCUGGUCCAAGGACAGCAACGCGGCGCUGGAGGAUCUCAACAUUCGCAUCCCCAAGGGCUCCCUGGCUGCGGUGGUUGGCGCGGUCGGCACCGGCAAGUCCUCCAUGCUCUCCGCGUUCCUCGGUGACAUGGUCAAGCUCAAGGGCACCGUGAAUAUCAACGGCUCCAUCGCCUACUGCCCACAGCAAGCGUGGAUCUUGAAUGCCAGCGUCAAGUCUAACAUCCUAUUUGGUCAGCCUUACGACAGCGAGCGCUACGAGCAAGUGAUUGAAGCCUGCGCUCUAAAACCUGACCUGGCGAUUCUGCCAGGCGGCGAUGACACGGAGGUGGGAGAGAAGGGCAUCAAUCUCAGCGGCGGCCAGAAGCAGCGAAUAAGCCUUGCGAGGGCGGUGUACAGCGGCUCCGAUAUCUACUUCUUCGACGAUCCUCUGAGUGCCGUCGACUCGCACGUUGGGAAGCACAUUUUCGACAAGGUCAUCGGUCCCAAGGGCCUCUUGCGAAAGAAGACGCGGAUCCUGGUGACGCACCGGCUCUCCGUGCUGCCCCAAGUGGACAGCGUGCUUGUGCUUAUUGGCGGCAAAAUCUCCGACGUGGGGACGUACGAGGAGCUUCUGGCGCGCGGCGGCGCCUUCUCCGACUUCCUCGUCCAGUUCCUGCGCGAAGGCGAAGAGACCGAGGGCGUUUCUGACGAAGACCUGCAGCUGCUCGGGGAGAUUGUUGCCCAAGCAGGUGCUCCCUCGGAACUUCUUAGGCAGUACUCUCGCCUGAGCACAAACGAGAGUGACUCGUGCACCUCGGACUCCGAACGUCGCGCCAGGCGACGUCGCACGUCCUCGGGUCGCAGUCUCGCCGAGCGCACGUCACAGGGCAAGGGCACGGUGGAGCAGGUCAAGCCUUUCUCGGCACCGGGGGCAAAGCUUACUGAGGAAGAAUCGGCGCAAGUCGGUUCGGUGAAGUGGUGGGUGUACAUCGCGUACAUCAAGGCCAUGGGCCUGUGGAUGACCGCUAUCACACUGGCUGCGUACAUCGUGUCCCACAUCUUCAACAUUAUGGGCAGCAUCUGGCUCAGCCUGUGGAGCAACGAUGCUCUCGACCCCGUGCUGGCCGUCGAUCCGGCACAACGGGACCUCAGACUCGGGAUGUACGGAGUCUACGGGACCGUGGAAACUAUCUUCGUCUUGGUCGCAAGCAUUUCACUCAACUUGGGCGCCCUGCGUGGAAGCAAAAUCCUACACGAAGGAAUGUUGCACAGGGUCCUGCGUGCCCCAAUGUCCUUCUUUGACACCACACCCAUGGGCAGGGUCCUCAACAGGUUCUCCAAGGACGUGGACACGGCGGACGUUACUUUGCGCUUCAACCUCCGGAUGCUGAUGAUGCAGUUCUUUCGGACGAUCGUGUCGCUCAUCUUGAUCUCCAUGGAGAACCCCAUCUUCCUGGCGGCCGUCGUUCCCCUCCUCAUCAUCUACUACUUCGUGCAGAAAUUCUACAUUGCCACGUCCCGUCAGCUCAAGCGACUUGAGUCCAUCUCUCGGUCCCCGAUCUAUGUUCACUUCUCCGAAACCGUGACCGGAAGCAGCUCCAUCCGGGCCUACGGUGCAGGAGACCGCUUCGUUGCCCGAUCUAAUGAAUUGACGGACUCCAAUAACACCAGCUACUAUCCCAGUCUCGCUGCCAGCAGGUGGCUAGCGAUCCGGUUGGAGUUCCUGGGCUACUCCAUUGUGUUCCUGGCCGCCCUUCUGGCUGUGAUGACCAGGGAAACCUUGUCGCCAGGCUUGGCUGGUUUGUCCGUCAGCUAUGCCCUCACGAUCACUUCGACGUUGAACAUGCUUGUCCGGGCAACUUCGGACACGGAAACUAACCUGGUGGCUGUGGAGCGUUGCAUUGAGUACACCAUGACUCCGCAAGAGGCUGCGUGGGACAAGUCCGAUUUCAAGCCGGACGAAAGCUGGCCCGUCGCCGGCCGCGUCGUCUUCGAGAAUUUUUCUACGAGAUACCGAGAGGACUUGGACCUGGUUCUCAAGGGCAUCACCUGCGAUCUCAGCCCCGGAGAGAAGGUUGGAGUGGUGGGCAGGACUGGCGCCGGAAAGUCGUCCCUGACCCUGUCUCUGUUCCGACUUAUCGAGGCCGCCGGCGGUUGCAUCUGCAUCGACGGCAUCGACAUCUCUGCCCUGGGACUGUAUGACCUCCGCUCUAAGCUUACCAUCAUCCCGCAGGACCCGGUGCUGUUCAGCGGCACUCUUCGCUCGAACCUGGACCCCUUCGACACCCUGUCGGAUGAGGAGAUCUGGAAGGCUCUAGAACACGCCCAUCUCAAGGACUUCGUCGCGAGCCUCGACAAGGGCCUAGUGCACAAUAUCACCGAGGGCGGAGACAACAUCAGCGUUGGCCAGAGGCAGCUGGUGUGUCUGGCAAGGGCGCUGCUCCGCAAGUCCCGCGUCCUCAUCCUGGACGAGGCCACGGCCGCCGUGGACAUGGAGACCGACGACCUCAUCCAGACCACCAUCAGGAACGAGUUUGGAGAUUGCACCAUCCUCACCAUCGCGCACAGGCUCAACACAGUCCUGGACUACGACCGCGUUAUGGUUCUCGACCGAGGCCACAUCGUCGAGUGCGCGUCUCCGAGGGAUCUACUCAAGGAUGAAACAUCCGUCUUCUACUCCUUGGCCAAAGAUGCGAACUUGGUGUAGCCUGGACACUCGCAUUGCACCCAUGUUUCUCUGCGGCUGCUGCAGCCGUUUUGUUACUCCAGAGGUUAUAUUGCUUAUUUUUGGUUGUUACUGUCUUAAAGCCUUCCGGAACGAAUAAAAGUGCCACACACUCCCAAUUUUAUAAUCCCCACUCUAAAAAAAAUAGACGUAUAUAUAAGGAAAGACUGGAAACAUUUUACUGUCGGCGUCUUGCUUUUGAGACAAAUAUAUUGUUUGCUAAAAUA
Ixodes scapularis (black-legged tick) is the source of this 4938-nucleotide messenger RNA. RefSeq names its product multidrug resistance-associated protein 1. The record is from RefSeq and is a predicted model, not a curated record. Lineage: Eukaryota; Metazoa; Arthropoda; Arachnida; Ixodida; Ixodidae. Gene Ontology annotation, biological process: transmembrane transport. Gene Ontology annotation, cellular component: membrane. The transcript is spliced from 29 exons. Gene Ontology annotation, molecular function: ABC-type transporter activity; ATP binding; ATP hydrolysis activity. Bases 143 to 4693 code for a protein of 1516 amino acids.